Messenger RNA from Strongylocentrotus purpuratus (purple sea urchin), 1389 nucleotides. RefSeq lists its product as uncharacterized. The record is from RefSeq and is a predicted model, not a curated record. Gene Ontology annotation, biological process: signal transduction. Lineage: Eukaryota; Metazoa; Echinodermata; Echinoidea; Camarodonta; Strongylocentrotidae. Bases 1 to 1389 code for a protein of 462 amino acids. Gene Ontology annotation, molecular function: protein binding. The transcript has 5 exons.
AUGUUUGACAAUGUCUGCAGAAAAGUGCCGUAUCUGGCUCCUAAGCACCACCGGGCCGUGCCUGCCUUCCAGAAGUUUAGCGAGUCGAAAGAUAGCUUGACUCAGACAAAAGCAUUCAUGAUAUUGUCAAAGCUGGUGAAGAAAGAAGAGGCAGACAAGCUUUCCACCAACUACAUCUGUAUCGUAACACUACUUUCGCAGUUGAAGGGAUGUCUCUCCAAUCCUGAACAUAAAAUAACAUAUACAAGACCACAUACAUCCGACAAGAACAUUGUGAGCGAGAUUUAUGAUAGUGCGGAGGAGUUAGUUCAAGCUGUAGAUGACCUUGCAAUCAAUGACAACAACAAACGGCUCAUAGUAGAACAGGGAGGCAUUCCUAUCCUCGCUCAAUUGCUCAAACGAGAUUGUUCCGUGGAGGAGAAGACUUUUGCGGCCAGUGGGAUCUGGAGUCUGGCAUUUAUCAAGGAAAAUAAAGUGAAACUGCGGAAAGAACAGGGUAUUAUCUACAAUCUGACGGAAAAUUCCCAGAGUAAAAACGAAAAACUCCGCAAUGCUUGUAUGGGCGCACUUUUUGAGAUCUACGAAUCCAAACUUCCCGAAGGCCUGAUGCACAGGAAAACAGAUAUCGAGUCACCGCAGAAGGCGACGUCGGACAGUGCGAAGUCCAGGGGACACAUCAUGCUCAGCUACAAAUGGGAACACCCGUCCAAACCUGUGAUGCGAGAGUUCAAAGAACAGCUGCGCAAAAGAGGCUACAACGUGUGGAUGGAUGAAGACCACAUGAAGGGUGAUAAAAUCGGUGCAAUGGCAGAAGCCGUAGAGAAUGCUGAUAUGAUCAUAGCUUGUAUCACACGUGGUUACCAAGAUAGUCAAGACUGCCGUACAGAAGCGUCUUAUGCUUACGAAUGCAAGAAGAAGAUCAUCCCUGUGAAGGUGAGUAAUGACUUCAAAGCCUCUGGUUGGCUAGGCGGAAUCACGGCAGGGAAGAUCUACUACAUCGUUCAGCAAGCCGAGCUUGUCUCCGAGGUACUCUCCACCAUCAUCGAAAAAGAAUUCGCAGUGCAGAAAGAAUUCGCAGUGCAGAAAGAAACGGUCCAGAACGUGAACUCUGCUCCCGGUCCCCCGUCCCUAGAGCAAGAACUGAAACCCCCUCCAGUGGAAUCCCAAGUACCCGGAUGGGAUUCCAAGAAGGUCCAGGAUUGGCUUUUAGCUAACAACGUAGCAACACGUAACAAAUCUUUGGAAAAUCUCAAUGGAACCCAAUUACUGCAACUAAAGAAACUACUGAUCACAGUCCCACAAGCUUUCUACCAGUCUAUGAAAGACGAUCUUAAGGUCCCCUUUGUUGAUGUGCUAUCGCUUGCUGCUGCUCUUGAGAAACUAAAUUAA